AUGACAGGCCAGACCUCUGAAUUGGAUUUUGAAGCGGUCCCAGGGGCGUUUCGUGCCAUGUCGUUGGCGAAGUAUGGUGCGGUUUGCAACAUCCCACGCGAGCAGCGAUUUCAGGUCACUCCUGACGAGCUUCUGGUGGGCCUAGGCCUCGGGCAGCACGCUACGGUGGAGCUUCACGGCUUGAAAAAGGCGGAGUUAAAUGGCAAGCAAGGCACAGUGGUGGGUUACAAUCCCCAAACCCAGCGGUGGACAGUUCGGCUGCAUGAUGAGCAUUCAGAAGUCGCACUUCUGGGAACCAAGCUGGUGGUCGAGAGGGCCGCACGUACCGGAACCUUCCGACUGGAGACGCUGCUCAUUGACGUGCGGGACAACGAGGAUUUCGUGAAUUACCACAUCCCGGGUGCCAUCAACAUUCCGUACAGCAAGAUGUUCAUGGAUCAGCAACGGACGCUUUCCAAGCUGAAAGAAUGGAAUCUCGCAACGACCCGAAUUAUCACAUACGCGACACAUGACAGCAAGUUCAUCCACACCACAGUCGGUCGAGACUUGUCUGCCUCGAACUGGCUCUGGGAGAUUCUCGGGCAUCCGCUUACAAUGCUUGCCACCCUUAGUGGUGGCUUUGCUGGCUGGGUCAAGGAGGGUCGCCCCGUGGAGGCAGGGUCCAUGUCCGAGGGCGGAGCAAGGAAAAUCUUUGUGAGCGAGGACGUCCCCAAAGCAUUUUCCGGAGACAGAGAUGCGUAUCUAAGAGCUUCCGAGAAAGAGGCAGCAGCAGAGGCAAAGCCAGUCUCAGACAUCAAAGAGCUUCGGAAGCAUGCUGACUCAAACGCCAUCGGCGAGGAGCCAGCGCCGAAGGCAGCAGCAAAAGCUGCAAGCGAGGUGCCAGAAGGGCCAUCAAUUUGGGAGGUGGUUGGUGGCGCGGACAAGGGUGGCAUCGUUGUCCGUAAGAGCCGGGACACUGCAUCAGAGCAGGAGCCACAACGACUAGCAACUGGUGCUUUGAUUCAGCAGCGGCAGCUGGUGGGAGAGCGCUUGCACUACCGACUUCACACAGGUGAAGGUCCUAUCGAGGGCUGGGUGAGCAUCCGACUAAAGACCAAAGACCUGGUAGCGAAAACAUCACGCUGCUCCGCGGCAGUGGCCAACACGAGAGGGCUUCUUGGCUUUGUAGGAGUCUACUGGGAAGGGCCCAGCAAGAUGUUUCUAGUCGACAAAGAGCUGUUGUGGGCGGCCCUGACCAGUUUGGCGCAGGCUGUAGCCUUUGAACACAAGGGCCAUCGCUUCCAGGCGCAGCUCUACAGUUCCCCACAGGUGCCGCUGCUGGCUGCAGAGGUCUUCGGCUUCUCCGGUGUUGUCAUGCCGGCUCCCACGAGCUCGACGCCUUGGACCGCUCCUGCAAAGCCGUUGAAGGCCCCGGUCGCAGAAAACCGUGGGCUCUUCGCCGUUUACCUGCAGAGCGCUCUGCAGGUUCUGCGUGAGUUCACUGUUCGUGUGCAGUGCCUCGUCGCCUCAUCCUGGCGACGCGGACCCAAGGCCUUGACAGCCUGCCAGCUCCAGGUGCUGGAAGCAGACGUGGUAGAGCUCGCGCCUCUCAUGAGGAUUGCAGCAGCAGGACUUGCUGGCUGGAUCUGUCUGAGUCGCGACCUGGACGAGCGCGGUGUCGUGCAGCGCGAGGAGGCCCUGAGCAAGGUGAUCUACGAACUCUGCGGAUCUUUGCGAGCUUUAGAGCGAGCUAUGUCCUUGCGUGGCUUUGUGGACCUCGGCCAUUCUACGGCCUGUGCGCUCUCCGGCGCUCAAGAAGAGGCCCGGCACAGCUUGUAUCAGCUUCUGCUCAGCUUCGAGCACUCUGGCUUGGAGCAGGUCGUGAUGCCACCGCUGUACAAGCGGAUGCUGGAUGCAGUGACCGCCUGA
Messenger RNA from Symbiodinium sp. CCMP2456, 1908 nucleotides. NCBI's taxonomy places the organism in Eukaryota, Dinophyceae, Suessiales, Symbiodiniaceae. The record is from the annotation of a GenBank genome assembly.